AAGGUGUUCCCUGCUAUAUAACACCUGUGUGUACAGGCACUGGGCUAGCCAAGGGCAUGGGGCAGCAAUGGCAAUGAAGGGGACGCUGCUGCUCUGUGCCUGGCUGGUACUUCUGUGCGGUCUUUGCAGAGCAAGUUUCCAUGGGAAAGAAUUCCUUACGGUCUUCAUGCAAAACUAUGUCCAAAAUGUCAGAGCAGAUUGCAAGCUGUUCAUCACUGGUUACCAUGCCUCCACUAUGGUUACUGUGACGGUGAACAAGAGUACGUUCCGGAGAGUGACACUUGUUGGAGAAGGACAGACGGUGACCGUGCAGAUCCCAGCCUCGGUAGAGAUGUUUGGGAGCCAAAUAUUUGAUAGCAGCAUCCUGAUUCAGGCUGACAAAGACAUCUCUGUCCUGUCAGUUAACUCAAAACCCAAUUCCAUCGAUACCACUGCAGCUACAAAGAGUUUGCUAUCGUAG
Molecule: messenger RNA, 460 nt
Organism: Malaclemys terrapin pileata
Lineage: Eukaryota; Metazoa; Chordata; Testudines; Emydidae
Product: IgGFc-binding protein-like
Exons: 4
Coding region: 68-460 (130 amino acids)
Source: RefSeq, a predicted model, not a curated record